Helicoverpa zea (corn earworm) is the source of this 524-nucleotide messenger RNA. Its product is annotated as ctenidin-1-like. Bases 19 to 312 code for a protein of 97 amino acids. Lineage: Eukaryota; Metazoa; Arthropoda; Insecta; Lepidoptera; Noctuidae. The record is from RefSeq and is a predicted model, not a curated record. The transcript has 2 exons.
AAUUCGUUCGCAAUCAAGAUGUCUCGUGUUGUUAUACUACUGUUGGCCUAUGCGCUGUUAUCAACUGCAUUUGCAACCCCAGCCCACUACAGUGCAGAAGAAUAUAGCAGCGAUGAAGAUAGUGGAGAGACCGACUCAGUUAAGUCUGAUGGGGGCAGUAUUGGAGUUGGCAGGGUCAAGAGUGGGAGUUUCGGAGCCGGCAGCUUCAGCAUCGGCCACGGCGGGGAGAAUGGAGGUCACGGUGGCAACCAUGGAACCAACUCUUAUGGAGGACCGGGGGGUGACACGGGAGACACGAAGUAUGGACGUUAAGGAGUGAAGAUUGUUCGUAGAUGACUCGGUUCGGAACUCGGAGAAAGUGAUGAGAGUUUUAAGAUUUGGGCCGUAUUUGCAAAAUAACAAAGUGAACAAGUUCAAAAGUGAGAUGAAAAUAUUGGUCAGCAGGUUCAAAUUGUUAUUUAGUUUUAUUCAUGUAGGUGUUUGUUGGAAAGUUUAAUAUGUUUGAAUGGGAAUUAAAAUUAAAG